Molecule: messenger RNA, 621 nt
Organism: Ipomoea nil (Japanese morning glory)
Lineage: Eukaryota; Viridiplantae; Streptophyta; Magnoliopsida; Solanales; Convolvulaceae
Exons: 1
Coding region: 1-621 (206 amino acids)
Source: RefSeq, a predicted model, not a curated record
AUGCUUCAGUACAAAUGUUGCACAUCCACAGUGACUCAAUCACUACGGGUGACCGAAGGAAACACGGCUGGCAAGUACUUAGGCUUACCAUCUCUCGUGGGAAGAAGGAAAAAGCAGAUCCUAGGGUUUCUAAAAGAUAGAAUCUUAGCAAAAGUGAGAAGUUGGAAUGCUAAGUUCCUUUCGAGAGCGGGGCGUGAGGUACUAUUAAAGAAUGUCAUCCAAGCAAUGCCUAGCUACGCGAUGAUGGUUUUUCUUUUGCCACUAGGAAUAUGUAAGGAUAUUGAGACCCUGAUGAAUGAGUACUGGUGGACUGGCACAAUGGAAAAUGGCAGGGGUUUAAGAUGGAGAUCUUGGACAGGCUUAACAGCCCCAAAAGCAGCCGGGGGAAUGAGCUUCCGAUCUCUGCGCGAGAUGAGUUUGGCUCUACUGGGAAAACAAGCAUGGAGAUUAGUUACAAAUCCCUCAUCUUUGGUAGCACAGGUUUACAAAGCUCGGUAUUACCCAAACUGUUCAUAUUUUGAUGCAAUUGCAUGUAGUAAUCCGUCAUUUAUUUGGAGGGGCUUAAUGGAGGUUCAAGACGUUAUCCAGGAUGGUUGUAGGCGGAGUAUUGGGAACGAGUAG